Molecule: messenger RNA, 861 nt
Organism: Pedinophyceae sp. YPF-701
Lineage: Eukaryota; Viridiplantae; Chlorophyta; Pedinophyceae
Source: the annotation of a GenBank genome assembly
AUGCCGCUGCAAACGACGGCGGAGUUCUCAUCGCCGGGCGCUACACCCCCUGCGUGGGACGCAGCGGGCAACUCUCUGGCGCGGGACCUCAAGGCCGAUGGCACGACGCCGGGGAGCAUGGGCCCCAGCGCGACGCUUCAGCGGGUUUCGGAGCAGCUGAGCAAGUUUCAGGCGACGUUGCACGAGGAUGCUAAGAACAGGCGCCAGCAGGACGCUGGCCGGAUAAGGAGCAUAACGGAGCGCCUCCAAACGCUCGAGAUUGAGGCGCAGACGGAGGCGCGCCGCCGCGACGAGAGCCUCCGGCAACUUCAGGCCUCCGUGGACCGCCGCGUCGGCGACGUGCGCGAGACGCUCCUGAAAUCGAACCGCGAACUCUCCGAGACGCUUCGGGCCUUCAUGGGCGAGGUCCGCGCGGACAUCUCCGCCCUGCGCGAAGCCAUCGACGACGAGCGCGCGCAGCGCCGCGCGGACGGCCAGGAGCUGGCGCGCGUGGUCCUCGAGCGAGUGGACGUGUGCGCGCGCGCCGUGGAGGAGGAGCGCAGCGCGCGGCUGGAGGCGCACCAGCGGCUCGCGGAGCAGGGCGCGCAGGGCGUCGAGGCGCUCGGGGCGGACCUGCAGCGGGAGGUGGAGGUGCGGGAGGCGGCGAUCGCGAAGCUGCAGGGGGAGGUGCGCGGCGAGGUGAGCGUGGUGAAGGACCGCGACGAGAAGUUCGAACGGUACAUCGAAGGUCAGCUCAACGGGCUGCGGGACGCAGUGGCGGUGGAGGCGCAGGUGCGGCAGACGGAGGACGAGCAGAUCGUCGAGGCCAUCAACCAGUACACGCAGGCCAUGCAGGAGAGCCUGCGCAUUGUGUCGUCGUGA